Mangifera indica (mango) is the source of this 2640-nucleotide messenger RNA. Its product is annotated as TOM1-like protein 9. NCBI's taxonomy places the organism in Eukaryota, Viridiplantae, Streptophyta, Magnoliopsida, Sapindales, Anacardiaceae. Gene Ontology annotation, molecular function: ubiquitin binding; phosphatidylinositol binding. Gene Ontology annotation, biological process: protein transport to vacuole involved in ubiquitin-dependent protein catabolic process via the multivesicular body sorting pathway. The record is from RefSeq and is a predicted model, not a curated record.
AAAAUCAUUUAUCAACGAAAAAAAUAAAAAAAUUCGGGAGAGAAGAGAGAGAGUGAGGGUUAGAGAGAGAAAGUUAAGAGGAAAAGAGAGCGUACGUCUCUAUCAAGGACUGUUUGAUUUGUUUGAUCGGAGAGCAGAGAGUCGGUGGCCUGAGUAUUCGGCGGGGUAGCUGUAUUUUGCUGCGAUCUCGGUGCCGGAAUAGGUCUGAUCUCUGAGAGGCUGAUUUAAUUGUUUGUGUUUUUUUAAUUUGGAAGAGCAGCAGAGAAGAUGGUGAAUACUUUGGUGGAGAGAGCAACGAGCGACAUGUUGAUCGGGCCUGAUUGGGCCAUGAACAUCGAGAUCUGUGACAUGCUUAAUAACGACCCUGGACAAGCAAGGGAUAUUGUUAAAGGCAUAAAGAAACGCAUUGGAAGUAAGAAUCCAAAAGUUCAACUUCUUGCUUUAACUUUGUUGGAAACAAUCGUAAAGAAUUGUGGGGACAUUGUCCAUAUGCAUGUAGCAGAGAGAGAUGUUCUUCAUGAGAUGGUUAAAAUAGUCAAGAAAAAGCCUGACUUUCAUGUCAAGGAGAAGAUACUGAUUCUAAUAGAUACUUGGCAAGAAGCUUUUGGAGGACCGAGGGCAAGAUAUCCACAAUAUUUUGCAGCAUACCAGGAGUUGUUGCGUGCUGGGGCAGUAUUUCCUCAGAGAUCUGAGAGGGCUGCACCUGUCUUCACUCCACCUCAAACUCAACCUCUAUCUUCUUAUCCUCCAAAUAUUCGAAAUGGUGGUAAUCACCAAGAGGCAGCUGAUUCUUCUGCAGAUUCUGAGUUCCCAACUUUGAGCUUGACAGAAAUUCAGAAUGCGCGUGGCAUUAUGGACGUCCUUUCAGAAAUGCUAAAUGCAUUGGAUCCAAGCAACAAAGAGGGGCUUAGGCAGGAGGUGAUUGUUGACUUGGUAGAACAGUGCCGAACAUACAAGCAAAGAGUGGUACAUCUUGUUAAUUCAACCGCAGAUGAGUCACUGCUAUGUCAAGGCUUAGCACUGAAUGAUGACUUGCAGCGUGUGCUAGCCAAGCACGAAUCAAUUGCUGCAGGAAAAUCUGCUGUAACAGAGAAGCCCAAGCCUGAAUCUAGUGGAGCACUAGUAGAUGUAGAUGAUCCUCUAGCGAACACCAAAGAUGCUACUAAAAAGCCUGAUGGGAGGUCAACAACAAGUAGUGGUGCUGGGGGUCAACCACUUAAUCAGUUAUUGCUUCCUGCCCCUCCUACUAAUGGUCCAACAACUUCAACGCUAGUCAAUCCCAAAAUGGACCUUCUGAGUGGUGAUGACUAUAGCUCUCCAAAGACAGACAAUUCAUUGGCUCUGGUUCCUGUGGAUCAACCACAAUCAAACAGUCCUCUAUCUUCUCAGCAAAAUGCUCUUGUUCUCUUUGAUUUGUUUUCAGAUAGCACCAACACUCCAAAUUCUGUCAAUACUCAGUUUUCAAAUAUGGCUGGACAACCAAAUCCUUUGGCUGGACAAUCUAAUCCAUUGGGCCAACAAGCAAAUCAUUUGGCUCCACAAGUAAAUUCUUUGGCCCCACAACAUAAUCAUUCAGCCCCACAAUUCCAGCAGCAGAACUUUCACACUCCAGAAGCUGGGUCUCACCAAAAUGGAAGUGUAUCAACCAUAGGGUCUUAUGAGCAAUCACUUUAUACACAAGGUUCUGGUCCUGCCUGGAAUGGUCAGCUUCCCCAACACCAACCACAGUCACCAUCAUAUGGAAUGCAAAGCAGUGGAUCACUGCCACUACCUCCCUGGGAAGCUCCAGCGGUAAGUGGUAGCCCGAGAGCUGGUUCUCAAUACCCUCAGCAAAUGCAAGUUUCUCAGGUGGCUGUUACACAGUUUCAGCCUGUGCAGAGUAGCGAAUAUCAAGGAUUUCUCCCUACAGGUAAUGAGCAGGUAGUCGGCAUGUAUAUUCGGCCUAUCACAGGUGGUCAUUUGUCAGCAAUCAAUAAUCAGGCCAUUCAAAGCAACCAGUUCCUGGGGCUAAACCCCCAAUUUGCCCAUGGAGGGCAAUAUAUGGGCAUGCUUCCACAGCAAAUGCAAGCCAACCAAAUGGCUUCUAUGUAUCCGCAACAAAUGUACGGCAACCAAAUGGCAGGAUAUGGCUAUGGUCAGCAGCUAGGGCCACAGUAUCUUCAGCAGCAAAUGUAUGGGCUAUCGGUUAGAGAUGACAGUGCAUUGAGACAGUCUUCCUAUGCGGUUUCCGCUUCCUCAUACGUUCCACCCCUGAAGAAGACCUCGAAACCAGAGGAUAAGCUAUUUGGAGACCUUGUUGACAUGGCUAAAUUAAAACCAACAAAGCCCACUUCUGGAAGAGCUGGUAGCAUGUGAAAUCUUAACUGGUUUAGCGUUUUAUUUUCUAAUUUUACUUUGUUUGCUAAUUUGCUUCCUUCGAUUAUUUCCUUUUUUAAAUUUUCAAUAUAUAUAGUCUUCUAUCUUGAUCAUUUUGAUGCAAUAUUUGUGUUGCCCGUUUGGCAUUGGAAUCAUGUACAUUGCUUGUAGAGAAUUGAUUAAAAAAAAAAGAGUUGACACCAUAGUUGGAGGCUGAGUUUCGCGUGAUUUUCUGGAUAUAUUACUUCCAUUAAUAAUAUCAGAUGACUGCCGUUUAUUUCAAAA